Molecule: messenger RNA, 831 nt
Organism: Loa loa (African eye worm)
Lineage: Eukaryota; Metazoa; Nematoda; Chromadorea; Rhabditida; Onchocercidae
Exons: 5
Coding region: 1-831 (276 amino acids)
Source: RefSeq, a predicted model, not a curated record
AUGUUGUUGCCAUGCCGUUUAGUAGUUAUGCGACAUGGUGAACGAAUUGAUGAUCUCUUUCCGGAAUGGAUUCGUAAAUCUACAUCAUCUGGGUCAUAUCGAGCUUUCGAUUUGAAUAUGCCUCUUGCUCUUCCGGAAUUGAAACGACCGUUCAGAGAUUACGAAGAUGAUACGGUAAUUUCGGAAAUGGGUUAUGUUCUUGGAGAAAUGGUUGGAAGAGGACUUCUUGUUAAUAAAUCUAUACCAGAUAUUGUUUAUUCAUCACCAGCAUUACGUUGUGUACAAACAGCGCAUUCAGUAUUAAAAGGAAUGGCCAAAGAGGAUGAAAUUAAAAUUCGUAUUGAACCGACACUUUUCGAAUUUACUGAUCUUCACCCGAAUGGACAACCGAAAUUUGCAACACCUCAAGAGCUUUACAAAGCUAAAUUUAAUAUUGACACUGAUUACGUACCAUUCACAAAGAUGGAAAAUAUUUGGGAAAUGAAUGAGACAAUUGAAAUGUAUAGUGAACGUGUACAAAAUUUACUACAAAAAUUAGCCACAACAUAUGAAUGGAGUCAACGAGAUGAUGGUAGUUUAAUUUUGGUUGUUGGACAUGCAUCAACGGUAGAUUUGGCAAUCGGUGCAUUUCGGGAACCACCUCGAACAGUUCUUGCUCGAGAACUCAUCAGUCAUGGGACAAAAUUCCCUUACUGUUGCACAGCAAUUAUUGACCGGAUGGAUAAUGGCCAAUGGUUGUACAAUGAAGGUGCUCUACCACCCAUUACUUACAUGAAUUUUAGCUCGAAAAUUAAUCGAGAUUUCGCUAUGCGUGAAAGAAUCGCAGCAUGA